GUUAAACUGCCUUACUCGAUAGUUGAUACUCUGUACAUUUUUAUAUCUAUCUUCGGCAAAGAAAACUAAAAAAUCCAAAAAAACAAAUUUAAUUCAAUUUUCAUAAGUUAUAGGGCUAUCGUCAGUAGUGCCAUUAGUCAAAAAUUUAAAUAGUUAACUCGUUUACAAGAAAGGAUAGGGAGCAUAAGAAGCCCAUUUGUGCCUCUUGUUUAAAGGUUCUGUUUGUUUGAGCUGAAAAUGUUGGGUGUCAAUCCAUCUGGACGCUAUUUUCAACAUAGUCCUGGUCCUCAACAUUACAACCCUUAUCCACCCAUACAACAUGGACGUCUUCCGUCUCUACCUUACCAUCCUACUGCCCCAUUCCACAAUCAAAGCAGUGUUCAUCCCACAUUUGACGAAAGAGCUCAUUCUACAAAACCUCGUGCUGGAGGAUUUAACUUUCCCCAUCCUGAAUCGUCAUUUGCUGAGUUACAAACCUUCUGUAACAGAACUAGACAAGCAACAGCAUCCCUUUCACACCCACCAGUUCAUCAGACUCAGCCUCGGAAAAUAACAACUUUCCCAAAACCCCAUUCUUAUGGCCAUUGUUAUUAUGAUGAAAAAGAAGCCGAUUGGUUUGAUUUUGGUGAUGAAAUUCAAAUUCUUGAAGGGGACUCCCAGAUCACGGAACCAAGGUUUGAAAUGUUUCCUCUGCCCGAAGAACCUGUAGUGCCAUUCGAACAAUUGACGGUCACCUUGAUGGAUGAUUACGAAUUCUAUUGCGAUGAUAAAGAUUUUAUCCAGGUCUACACAGACGGAUCGUACAUUAACGGUCGUUUUAAGCUGAUCGAUUCUGUUUCUGCAAUUGGAGUCUGGUUUGGACCAAAUCAUAAAUUAAAUGUCAGCCAGCCCACUCGACUCCCAGGUGGUUACAACAGUGAUGGGGCAGAGUUAGAAACCAUCAUUGAAGCAAUAAAAAUUGUCUGCUCCUGUGGUGUUGACAAGGUUCAAAUUAACACAGACAGUAAAAAUUCUGUUAGAUUUGUGACAUAUUUUAUUAGUAAAUGGGAAGCUAAUGGAUGGCGAAAUAUUAAAGGACUUCCUGUUCGAAACCAAAAUCUAAUUCGCCAACUGUACCAUUACACACAAUUGGUUACAAUUAAAUGGGAGUGCGCAGGAACGUCGAAGCGGACCGUCUGGCACGGAUUGCAUCUGCCGCUUGUGCAGGAAAAGGAAAAAGACAAAAUUUAUCAAUGAAGCGAACAUCAGAAGACCCGCCCAGUCGAAUUAAUAACCGAAAGCUGCGGAGAUAUUGCCCGUUUUAAAAACCGUUGUAAUGUGUGAAUCUACUUCAGUUUUCCAGUGGACAAUUAUAGUGAUUCAAAUGCUCCCAACUAUCCUCAUCCUGAUGCCUCAUUUGCCGAUCUGCAAGCAUUCUGCAACAGGAGUAGGAAUUCUACAGCAGGAAGUGCAUAUGCUCCAUCUCUUCCGGACUCUGAUGUACAAUCUCAGUACUUUGUAGCCGAUUUGGUAACAACCAAUGAUGCUUGCUUUCCUAGGAGCAGAAACUCCAUGGCAGGAAGUCUUGCCAACUCCCUUCCGGAUUUUGACACAUCACAAUAUGAAACCAAUGAUGACGGCGUUGAUUACGGCUUGAUCCGGCUUGUGUCGGAAUGCGAACGGGGGAUUCACACAAUUAAGAAUUAUUAGUAUGAUGUGUUUAUUUGCAUCUUUUUAAAUGGCUACGUACUUACACCUUCUAUUCUGCGAUCGCAACUUAUUUAUGAUUAUCGGAAAUUAACAAUUUCAAUUUUUUUGUUGCGUUUCUACCCGCCCUCCGAGUCCCCCCUCCCUCCCCUAUUCCCCCGUGAUAUAAUCAUGAAGAUUGUGUUGACCGUUGGCUCGCACAACUGUUUCAAACCAAGAUCUGAGAACAUCAGUCGAUUGCUUAAUUUGUGUUGUUGACCUUUUCACUUCUUCCUUCUUAACCUCAGCACUCAACAACGCCAUGACCGACCAAUUCAAUCUAUUCUCCUGACUCCAAAAUCUUUUCUGGGCCCGACCUGCUACUUUGUUUGUUAUUUCCUUCCAGACUGGGGGUUAUACCCAAAUCACGCGAAACCCAACCAAAACACCUACCACCCCUAUCCCGAACCCAUUGUUGUCCACUGUUGAGUAUACGGUGUGUUAACUGUUUGUUUCUUUCUUUCUUCCGGUUCCUACACCGUCCCCUCCAAACCAGUUUCUGUAACUCCUUUCAUUCGCAUCUCUUCUAGAAAAAUUUUUGUUUAUUUAUAAAUUUUUUUAAAAUCUGCUUCCCGCUCCUUUCAAAUAUGUGUCGUCUCUCCCGUUAUCACCUCUGUUUUGUUUCGUUUGGGUGUCGUAUGUUCCAGCAAGCAAAAACAAACAAAAAAAACUAAAUGAUGACGACAUUAUAUGCUACGAAGAAGUUAAAAAAAAGGAACAAGAUAAACUUGACGAAAAGAAA
Messenger RNA from Daphnia pulicaria, 2467 nucleotides. RefSeq lists its product as uncharacterized. The transcript is spliced from 9 exons. NCBI's taxonomy places the organism in Eukaryota, Metazoa, Arthropoda, Branchiopoda, Diplostraca, Daphniidae. Gene Ontology annotation, molecular function: RNA-DNA hybrid ribonuclease activity; nucleic acid binding. Bases 238 to 1236 code for a protein of 332 amino acids. The record is from RefSeq and is a predicted model, not a curated record. Gene Ontology annotation, biological process: DNA replication, removal of RNA primer.